AUGCUGGACCCGUCCUCCAGCGAAGAGGAGUCGGACGAAGGGCUGGAAGAGGAGAGCCGCGAUGGCGGCGGCGGCGCAGCCAGACCCGGGAGUCCUAGCCCCUCAGUGCUGAGCGAGGGGCGAGACGAGCCCGAGCGACAGCUGGACGAGGAGCGGGAGCGACAGAUCCGCCUGCAGCUCUACGUCUUGGUAGUGCGGUGCAUCGCAUACCCCUUCAACGCCAAGCAGCCCACCGACAUGGCCCGGAGGCAGCAGAAGCACGCGGGCAGCGGCUUGCGGCGGAUACGCCCUCUGCCCCUGGUUGGCAGGAGCUAUCAGCUCGCCAUCCGUGAGACCCAGGGCGCCCUCGGUGCUGGCGUUGCACCCGGCACCGUCAGCUGUGUUCGGAUCAGAAUGCAACUCCCAGCAACUUUAAUUUCUAACAGCACCCCUCCCACCUCGCCAGGCUGGGGAUUGCAGAAACUGGGUUUUACCGUGUGUCUGAAAGAAUGUGUCGCUAGAUGA
This is a messenger RNA of Orycteropus afer afer, 504 nucleotides long. The record is from RefSeq and is a predicted model, not a curated record. Lineage: Eukaryota; Metazoa; Chordata; Mammalia; Tubulidentata; Orycteropodidae.